UACGGGCCAUAUGAUGUUUUCACGCGAUACCUAGUCACUUUUCUUUUCAUUUUGAACUUGAACACGCAUACAGGAUUUAGACAAAAUUGAUAGCUUUAGAAGUUGGACCAGAUGAAUUCCAAUUUAAAAUCAAAUUUGUUCCUUAUACUGUUAGGAAUACAAAGUGCAUGCUGUUUUUUAUUAGAUACUGGUACAAUUGGCAAACAUAGAGACGGAUGGUCGGAUUGGAGCUGUCAACAACAAGGAGAGUUUUGCUUUAAAAGUCGGACAUGUAAUUCAACCGAUGAUUUCAAUUGCUCAAAAACAAGUGAAGUAACUGUUACAAACUGCCCUUGUGUUGCAGAUACUGGUAGAUUUAGCGAACAUAGAGACAGUUGGUCGGAUUGGAGUUGUCAGCAACAAGGAGAUCUUUGCUUUAAAAGUCGGACUUGCAAUUCAACCGAUGAUUUCACUUGCUCAAAAUCAAGUGAAGUAACUGUUACAAACUGCCCUUGUGUUGCAGAGUGGGCGCCUUGGGGCAGAUGGACCUGUCACACAGACCAAAAUGUAUGUUUAAAAUUACGCCAAAGAAAAUGUAUAAGCGGAUUUAAAGGAAACGAUUGCUUUAAUUUGCAAGGGAAGGACUAUGAACAGCUUUUUGUGACGAAUCUUGCAACGAUACUGAUACAAUUAGCGAACAAAAAGGCGGAUGGUCGGAUUGGAGUUGUAAGAAACAAGGAGAGUUUUGCUUUAAAAGUCGAACAUGUAAUUCAACCGCUGAUUUCGAUUGUACAAAAACAAGUGAAGUAACAGUAACAAACUGUCCUUGCGUUGCAGAUACUGAUACAAUAAGCGAACAAAAAGGCGGAUGGUCGGAUUGGAGCUGUAAGAAACUAGGAGAGUUUUGCUUUAAAAGUCGAACAUGUAAUUCAACCGCUGAUUUCGAUUGUACAAAAACAAGUGAAGUUACAGUAACAAACUGUCCUUGCGUUGCAGAGUGGUCGCUUUGGGGCGGAUGGACCUGUCACACAGACAAAGGUGUAUGUUUACAAAUGCGCAAAAGAACUUGUAUUAGCGGAUUUAAGGGAAAUGAUUGCCUGAAUCUGCAAGGGAAAUAUUAUGAACAGCUUUUUUGUGACGAGUCUUGCAACGAUACUGAUACAAUUAGCGAAAAUAGAGACGGGUGGUCGGAUUGGAGGUGUAUGGAACAAGGCGAUUUUUGCUUUAUAAGUCGGACAUGUACUUCAACCGCCGAUUUCAAUUGCUCAAAAACAAGUGAAGUAACUGUAACAAACUGCCCUUGUGCUGCAGAGUGGUCACCUUGGGGCGGAUGGACCUGUCACACUGACCAAAAUGUAUGUCUAAAAUUACGCAAAAGAACUUGUAUAAGCGGAUUUAAGGGAAAUGAUUGCUUGAAUCUGCAAGGGAAAAAUUAUGAACAGAUUCGUUGUGACGAGUCUUGCAAUGAUAACGCUUCAAUUAGCGGAUAUAGAGACGGAUGGUCGGAUUGGAGUUGUGAGAAACAAGGAGAUUUUUGCUUUAAAAGUCGGACUUGUAAUUCAACCGCUGAUUUUAAUUGCUCAAACACAAGUGAAGUAACUGUCAUAAACUGCCCUUGUAUUGCAGAGUGGUCGCCUUGGGGCGAAUGGACCUGUCACAUAGACCAUGGUCUAUGUUUACAAUUACGCCAAAGAACUUGUAUAAGCGGAUUUAAAGACAAUGAUUGCUUGACGCUCCAAGGGGAACACUUUGAAGAGACUUUAUGUGAUGGGCUUUGCAACGCUACGUUAACCACUGAGCCGUUAAGUACAAGUAAACCCCUUGGAGCUACGACGACUUCUGGUGUUCACUGGCUUGAAUGGUCGGACUGGGAAUGUAAAACUGCCCAUCGUAUAUGUUUGAUGUCUCGCACACGUAAUUGCUCCACACAUAUUGUUGAUGACUGUGAAAUUAAACUUGGUGGAGUAUACUUCAAUACAGAACUAUGCAGGGCAGAAAUAUGUACAGCAACACAACUUUCACCUCUGGAACAAAAAUCAACAACAUCUUCACCUUCAAACUACUACGCAACGACAACAACUAGUUCAUUUUCAAUGCCCUCGUCAGCAUUUGCAAGGUUUAUAUCGUCAACUGCGCCUAAUUAUGUGACAUCUCAGACAGCUUAAAAUUUAAAACCCAGCAUCAAGUUAUCCGUUAAGUCCA
Molecule: messenger RNA, 2181 nt
Organism: Ruditapes philippinarum (Manila clam)
Lineage: Eukaryota; Metazoa; Mollusca; Bivalvia; Venerida; Veneridae
Product: semaphorin-5A-like
Exons: 13
Coding region: 1032-2144 (370 amino acids)
Source: RefSeq, a predicted model, not a curated record